Molecule: messenger RNA, 2649 nt
Organism: Quercus lobata
Lineage: Eukaryota; Viridiplantae; Streptophyta; Magnoliopsida; Fagales; Fagaceae
Product: receptor-like protein kinase 7
Exons: 4
Coding region: 16-2649 (877 amino acids)
Molecular function (GO): protein binding
Source: RefSeq, a predicted model, not a curated record
CACAACUUCAAACCUAUGAUUAAGGUAAAAGCAUUGGGUAACCUAACCAGCACUAAAAAACCAACGCGCCUGAGAAAAGUAGCAUCUAUGUCGCGUCCACUUCUCUAUCCUUUCUAUCUUCUUUUUUGCUUCUUCUCCCUUCUCUCAGGGAUCCAAUCUGACGACCUUCAAAUUCUCAUGAAACUAAAAUCUACCCUUCUUCAAACAUCAAACACUACUGCCUUCAUUUCUUGGGAAUCCAGCAAUUCCAUGUGCAAUUUCACUGGAAUCAACUGCAACUCAGGCGGUUUUGUUACAGAAAUCGAACUUUCAUACCAAAAUUUAACUGGGAUUCUUCCUCUUGAUUCCAUAUGCCAGCUCCAAUCACUAGAAAAGCUCUCAUUCGGGUUCAACUACUUGCACGGUCCAACUAUGGACGACUUGAAAAAUUGUGUCAAACUGCAAUACUUGGAUUUGGGCAACAAUUUGUUCACAGGAUGGUCGGUUCCAGAAAUAUCCUCUCUAAGCCAAUUACGGUAUCUACAUCUGAAUGCAAGCGGAUUUUCCGGGACUUUCCCAUGGAAAUCACUCCAAAACAUGACCGGUCUUGUUCGGCUAAGCCUCGGAGACAAUCCUUUUAAACCUUCUCCAUUUCCAAACGAGGUGUUGCUGCUUACUAACUUGACUUGGCUUUACCUAUCAAACUGCGGCAUCCAAGGUACAAUUCCAGCAGAGAUUGGAAACCUUAAAGAGCUAAUCAACUUGGAGCUUGCCGACAAUAACAUGACGGGGGAAAUCCCAGUUGAGAUUGGGAACCUAGUCAACCUGUGGCAGCUUGAGCUCUACAACAAUUCAUUAACAGGAAAACUUCCUAUCGGUCUAAGAAACCUCACAAAGCUUGAAAUGUUUGAUUCUUCAAGGAACUAUCUUGAAGGAGAUCUAUCCGAGUUGAGGUUCUUGAAUAACCUGGUUUCUCUGCAUCUAUUUGAAAACGAGCUAUCUGGCCAGGUACCGGCCGAGUUCGGCAAGUUCACAAAGCUUGAGAACUUUUCUUUGUACGGGAACAACUUCAUAGGUCCACUGCCUCCAAAUCUUGGGUCUUGGGCUAAAAUCAAUUACAUCGACAUCGCUGCGAAUUUCUUUACCGGUCCAAUUCCACCAGAUAUGUGCAAGCAAGGUACUAUGAAGUGGCUUUUCAUGUUUGAGAACUAUCUCACCGGUGAAAUUCCAGCAAGUUAUGCCAAUUGUUCCACUUUACGUCGUUUUAUGGUCAACAAUAACUCACUCUCGGGUGAAGUUCCUAUUGGAAUCUGGGGAUUACCGAACAGGAACCUAAUUGAUAUCUCGUUGAAUGAUAUUGAAGGCCCAAUUACAUCUGAUAUCAAAAACGCCAAGUCUCUUACAUACUUAUUUGCAGGAAACAAUCGCUUAUCUGGUGAAUUACCCGCAGCGAUUUGCAACGUUCUUGUCUUGAAAUCCAACAAAUUCCAUGGACCUAUAGGAAAUCAUAACACUAGUGGGGUGUUUUUCUUUAAGCUAAGAAUUCUUGACUUGUCUCACAAUGAGUUUACAGGUCUUUUACCAAGAAAUUAUUUUGAAAAUUUCAAUGCCAUGAUGAUUAAUGAUGAAUGCAGACUUGAACCGCAUUAUAUGGGUGAAAGUGUUCAAUAUUAUAUGUUUCAAAGUGUCCAAAAUCAAGAUUCGGUGGUGCUGACAGUGAAAGGGUUGGAAAUUAAACUACAAAGAAUCCUAACCACCUUCACAACAAUUGAUUUAUCAAGCAACAAAUUCCAAGGAGUGAUUCCAGAAGUACUUGGAAGGCUUACAAUCCUUCGACUGCUCAACCUUUCCCAUAAUAGCCUAACUGGCCAUAUCCCAUCAUCAUUGGCAAAAUUGUCAGCACUUGAAUCCUUAGACCUUUCUUCAAAUAGCCUCACUGGAGAAAUUCCUUUGCAACUAAUAGAUCUAACAUUUUUGGCCAUGUUAAAUCUUUCACAAAACCAGCUUAUUGGACCCAUACCUCAAGGCAAACAAUUUGCUACAUUUGAAAACAACUCCUAUGAUGGAAACCUAGGAUUGUGCGGAUUUCCAUUGUCAAUUAAAUGUAGCACUAAUAAGCUGAUGCCCCCACUACUAGCAUCAAUAUUCCAAGAAGACAACAAUUAUUCUUUUGCAAGAGGAUUUGGUUGGAAGGCCGUGUUAAUUGGCUAUGGAUGUGGAUUCUUGUUUGGAUUAGUUAUGGGAUACGUUGUGUUUAAGAUAGGAAAACCUCAAUGGCUAUUUAUGGAUAUGUUGCUUAAAUCUUCAAUUUUCAAUGCACCCACUGGCAAUUCCAGCGUAAAGUCUUUGUUUGACUCGGUUUCGCUGUAUUUGGUGCCUUCAAAUAAGCAAAUGAGAAUGCCGAUGAAGAUUUUGCAGCGAAAUAAUCAGUACCCAUUUCGGUUAGCGUUGAAUUGCGUAGGUCGUUGUGGUAUCAGGAACUUUUUCAAUUCUAGAUAUCGAGAGGUUGUUGGUAGAGCUGAUUUGGAAUUUGUAGAGUUGAUAAAGCGUGGGAUUGUUUUGGCGGCAAUGAUUUGUGGGGUUUUGGUUUUUGGGUGUAAGAGAGUGUUUGCAAUGGAAGGUGCGGUGAAUGCUGGUUAUGGGGUUAUUGGGCAGAGCAUUCGUUAUUGA